Sinocyclocheilus rhinocerous is the source of this 3727-nucleotide messenger RNA. Its product is annotated as solute carrier family 12 member 9-like. Gene Ontology annotation, cellular component: membrane. The record is from RefSeq and is a predicted model, not a curated record. Gene Ontology annotation, molecular function: potassium:chloride symporter activity. Bases 78 to 3020 code for a protein of 980 amino acids. NCBI's taxonomy places the organism in Eukaryota, Metazoa, Chordata, Actinopteri, Cypriniformes, Cyprinidae. Gene Ontology annotation, biological process: chloride ion homeostasis; potassium ion homeostasis; cell volume homeostasis. The transcript is spliced from 16 exons.
UUAGUGCGCGUUUUCUCAUCUUACGCCUCCAAACGCUCUGAACUCUGCUGGAAACGCAAAUCUAAUGACUAACGCAAAUGAGGCACGGCUGCGUGACGGCGACAGACAUGUGCGCAAACUCUACAGACUGCGUGGGGGUCCUGCUCCUUCUGCUCCAGCUGCAGUUUAGUCAGAACAAACCCAUCGACUUCAUCUGUGACCCAGAGGUGAGGAGACGCAUGGAUGUGACGGAGGCGCUGGAGACGCUCACGACGCACUGCUUGGACCAGCUGCCCUCGGCCGUCCUGCGGCCCUGUGUCCGGAUAAACAUGGCAGCGUGGAAACAGACGUCAGUGAGUACAGCUCCUUCAUCUAACAAGAAAAGAACACACACCCAUCAGUUCCAGCAGAAGCAGGCGUUUGUACGCGACUCUCUGGACGCUCUUCUUCGCUCUCUGAGGAACGUGAAGGAAAGUUCGUCCGCUUCAUGUCAGACGGAUGUCUUGAAGACGCUGGAACGCAGUGUGAAGAACCACCUGCUCAUAGUGGAGCGUCUGGAGCGACAGCGCACUGGCUCAGUGAGAAGCCGCUGCGGUUUUGUUGUGGGUCAGUGUGGUCUGUAUCAGACUAUAGCGAUGCUGCUGGUGGCGUAUUUCAUCAUCAGUAUGACGGUUCUGUCCGUGUGUGCGAUCUCCACUAACGGAGCGCUGGACGCCGGAGGAGCGUAUUACAUGAUCAGUCGUGCUCUCGGUCCGGAGUUCGGCGGCAGCAUCGGCAUCAUGUUCUUCUUGGCUAACGUGUGCGGCAGCGCCCUCUUUGUGCUGGGACUGGUGGAGGCGAUUCUCACAACCUUCGGGAUUUCUGAUGACGGCUCGUCACUGACUGGCUCUGGGUACGCGGCUCUGCCGACUGGUUACUGGUGGUCUCUGCUGUACGGGACAGUGAUUCUGCUGCUGUGUGUGUUGGUGUGUCUGGUCGGGGCUCAUAUCUACGCUAAAGCCACCUUCCUCAUCUUCAUCAUCGUCAUGGUGGUUUUAGGGACCAUCUUCAUCAGUUUCUUCGCCGUGCCGUUUCGAACCGUCCAACUACCCGGCCACAGAAAUGCCUCGCUCGGCCCGACGAGCGCCAACUUCACCGGCUUCAAGUUAGACACGCUGUUGGGAAACGUGCAAGCUGACUACGUAGUGGACUACACCACCGGCGUCAUGAUGUCCUUCGCCACUGUUUUUGCGGUGAUGUUUAACGGCUGCACUGGGAUCAUGGCUGGAUCCAACAUGUCCGGUGAUCUGAAGAACCCGAGCUACUCCAUUAAACCUCAGGAAGUUUUUGGCACAAAGCUAAUUUGUUAUUUGAUGUGGAAAUAUGAAUUCAGAUCAUAUGGGAUCAGUGUGGCGUCUCUCUGUCUCUCAGGACGCUUUCUGUCUCCAGCCAAACACACGUCUGCCAGCGGGAACCCCUGGGUGUCUGUGCUGAUCUCCUGGAUCUUUGUGCAGCUGGUGUUGUUCUCCGGGAAGCUGAACACGAUCGCGAGUAUCGUCACUAUUUUCUUCCUGCUGGUUUACGCCGCUGUGGAUCUGGCCUGUCUGGCGCUGGAGUGGGCGUCUGCUCCCAACUUUAGGCCCACGUUCAGGUAUUUCACGUGGCACACGUGUGUUCUGGGGAUCAUGGGCUGUGCCGUGAUGAUGUUCCUGAUCAAUGCUAUCUACGCUUCGGCCAGCAUCGCCUUCAUGCUGCUGCUGCUGCUGCUGAUCCACUACCUGAGUCCCGUCAGCAGCUGGGGCUGCAUCAGCCAGGCGCUCAUCUUCCACCAGGUGCGUAAAUACCUGCUGAUGCUGGAUGUUCGUAAGGAUCACGUGAAGUUCUGGAGGCCGCAGGUGCUGCUGAUGGUGUCCAACCCCAGGUGCAGCGUGGGAUUGAUCGCGUUCAUCAACGACAUCAAGAAGAGCGGCCUCUAUGUGCUGGGACACGUGCAGCUCGGAGACCUCGACGUUCUCCCGUCGGAUCCGCUGCAGUCUCAGUAUGACUCCUGGUUGUCUCUGGUGGAUCAUUUGAAUAUUAAAGCAUUUGUUAAUCUCACGCUGGCCGACUCUGUUAGACAUGGAGUUCAACACCUGCUGUUCAUAUCAGGACUCGGUGGUAUGCGACCCAAUACUCUGGUUUUGGGUUUCUAUGAUGAUAUCCCGCCUCAGGACCUGCUGCAGGACUCCUCUUUAUCGAUAUGCAAAUUCACUGACAACUCGUCUCAAACUGACGACCCUGAAGACCAAAACGACCCGCCCUGCCAUUUCCCGCCAGUGCGAGGGGGCGUGUCUGUGGGCAGGGGCGGAGUCUGGGGCGGGAAGUCUAUGGGGCCUCAGGAGUAUGUGUGCGUCAUCGCAGAUGCGGUGAAGAUGCUGAAGAACGUAGCGUUGGCUCGAUAUUUCGGUCAGUUCGAUCGUACGCAGGCGCUCAAGGGGCCCGUAUUCGUCGAUGUGUGGCCGGUGAAUCUCUUGCGUCCGGACAGCGCCGCGUAUGUCGACACAUGCUCGCUGUUUUUGCUUCAACUCGCGUGUAUUUUGAACAUGACGAGGGCGUGGCAGAAAGCUAAGCUCCGCCUCUUUUUAUGCGUGGAGGAGGGGCGGAGCCUUAAAGGGACGGAACAGAAACUCAAACAUCUUUUGAAAGAACUGCGAAUGAAGGCGGAAAUCUGCACGGUUCCCUGGGAUUCGCAAGUCGCGCUUCAUUGGCAACGGCAGACGCGAUCGGAAAAAAUCGAAGAGAUGGAAAGCGAAGAGGGCGGAGUCGAAGCCGAUAAAGUGUUCGCGAACAGUUUCCCUAGCAACACCUCGCGAGUGUCGGACGAAUAUUUACAAGCGGUUAACAAACUCAUCCUGGACCAGACGCUCCACCCACCCGCCGUCCGCUUCCUGUAUUUGCCCCGCCCCCCCGCCGACACCAACCGUUACCAUGACUACCUGAAUCAGCUAGAGCUGCUCACGCGUAACCUGGGUCCGACCCUUCUGAUUCACGGGGUCACGCCAGUCAUCACCACUGACCUUUGACCUUUCCUCAUCAUGUGUACGUUAAAUUCCGAAAAGAGGAAUUUAAAUGAAAAAAAGAUACGAAACGCGUUCGGUUUAUUGUUUUUCACUUUUUCUGAGCACUUCACAUGUUUACUUCGGAAGAGAGAGAAAAUUUACACAAGAUGUUACGGAUCACGAGAAAACGUUCACCCGUUCCACUCAUUCCAUUCCGGUUCUUCCGUCUCUACUUGCCCUUUUCUUUUCUCGGAUUGUAACAAUGUAACAAGUGGAAUUCCUGGAAUUCCAGAAUGUUGCCACUCGGCAACUGAAUAUUUUUCCCGACUAUAAUGUUUUACGAUGUUUUUAGCCACUCCAGAAGUAUUUUGAAUUUCCACAGCAAAAGAGCAAAGAUUUGUGAGUGUGUUUGUUUACUUGAUGCAAUAAUAAUAAUGUUUUUUUACGGCCAAGAUGGAUCUCUUGCUUUCAGCGGUACCACUGAGGUUUACCGUUUUAUUCACACCAAACCAAAGUGCUUUGUGUGUGUCACAUGUGCCUUUUUUUGUUACAAAACUGAACAAAAACACACACGCGCGACUAACAAACAGUACGACAGUAUACCUCCAAGCGCGUGUACGAAAUCACUCUCCAUUCUGUGUUUGUAUCGUUUUUAAUAUGCAAUCAUUUUAAGCACUGCCAAAUUUAAGUAUAUCAAAAAAUGAAAUUGUUUAAUAAUUGAAUAAAAAUAA